Molecule: messenger RNA, 1143 nt
Organism: Aspergillus eucalypticola CBS 122712
Lineage: Eukaryota; Fungi; Ascomycota; Eurotiomycetes; Eurotiales; Aspergillaceae
Exons: 3
Coding region: 1-1143 (380 amino acids)
Source: RefSeq, a predicted model, not a curated record
AUGUUCCGAUCUUUUGUUGCCUUGGGGUUCACUAUCGGCCUGCUGGCCAUGCCAGGAGCUGCCGUUACGGUAGACAAUGCCUUCAAUAUCUAUACUGGUACUGGUACUGGUAGCUGCGCCAGUCGAUUGUCAACGCUUACGAACCUGUGGAAGGAUACAAAUACCUUGGUUGCUGGUCUUGCUACUGCGUAUAAGACUGCGGUGGGCACGGAGGCGACCGAGGAUCGAGUGGUCGCCCAGAAGCUCUUUACGGCAUGGAUGGGAGUCCAAUUUGAUAACUCUGGUGACGCCCCGGCACCUAUAGGAGAGUGGAGUGGGACUUACAUGGCGGCUUUCAAAGAAAACUUCGAUGUGCUGGAACAAUUCGUGGCCAGUGGAGAGUAUCCGUCUUGGAAGACUCCGCCUAAAUUAUUUUGUGACAACUUUGGAGACUGGUUUGACUGGACAGAUCAGGCAUUAGACGCUUCAGGAAAGCCCGUGGAAUUGAACGGAGUCGCUCUAACUAUUGAAGACAUGUUUGAGCAGGUAAGGGAACAGGAUGGAUAUGAUGCUCACCGCCCAUACUGGGUUUCCGACCUGGGUGUCUAUGUCUUCCCACGGCCAACAUCGACCGGCGAUUUGUGCGGGCAGAGUUCAGGCAGUAAGACUCUUCAGGGGGUGAGCAUUCCUGGCUACUGGCAGGGAUACUACCAGGCUACUGUCAACGGAGAGACGGAAACCAUCGAAUACGACGACCUGGCGGACAUUGUGCUGCUAUGUCCCGACUCCUUUGAUAGUAAAGUCCCGUGGCAGUACGAAACCCUAGCCGACCUGUCAAAACUCAGUAUAGGGGAAAAAGUGCCUCUGUAUGAUGUGAUGCCUCGGAGUAGCACCUUAUUCCACGAACUGUGGCACCUGAUGACUUUCUGGAUGGGGAAGAUAUACGAUGAACCCAUAACUGGCCGCCUUACCGAUCACAAGUAUCUGGUUCAAGAUUGUAUUGUACUUGCGGCUGGUUGGUACAGCAAUAUGCAUCCCAUUCAGAAUGUGGAAAACUACGUGUAUCUGGCAAUAACUUGGUGGUUUUGGGUCGAAAAAAGGGUUGCCUUUUACGACGGCAGGCCUCGUGCCUGGAAUUGGGACUCCGAAGAGGAGGACUAUUAG